AUGUCUACCCAAACCGUCCGCACCCGCCUUGUCAUUCUCUCCGACACCCAUACCGCCUCUCCCCUUCCUCCCUCCGACCCCACCCAUGCGUACCGCCUUCCCCUCCCCAAAGCCGACGUCCUCCUCCAUGCCGGCGACAUCACCAAAGUCGGCUACCUCUCCGAAUACCAAGCCAUGUUCGACAUGCUCAAGGCAGCUCCUGCAGAGCUCAAGCUAGUAAUACCCGGCAACCAUGAUAUUACGCUGCAUGAGGAGUUCUACGUUAGGGGGACGGGCAAGGAUAAGCAUACCAGGGCUGCUUGGGGCAUGGAGGAUGUGCAGAAGAUUAGGGAUAUGUGGAUGGGCGAAGAGGCGAAGAUGGCGGGGAUUGUGUAUUUGGAGGAGGGGGUUAGGACGUUUGAGUUGAGGAGUGGGGCGAGAUUUACAGUCUACAGCUCUCCAUGGCAGCCUGAGUUCUACGAUUGGGCUUUCACCUAUCCUCGCCAAGUCGAUCGCUUCAACCCCAGUCCACCAGUCGUCAAAGACAAGACUGCAAAUCCUGUUCCUAACCACCCCGAAAUCGACAUCAUGCUCACUCAUGGCCCGCCCAAAGGUAUUUUAGAUGAAACAGACAGGGGUGAAUUAGUUGGCUGUGACCACUUGUCAAGAGCUGUCAGGAGGUGCAAGCCUCGCCUUCACUGUUUUGGCCAUAUUCAUGAAGGCUGGGGUGCUGGAAGAAUUGAUUGGAGAACGAAAUCAUUUGAACAAGUGAAAACUAUUAAGUUGCAGGUGUUUGAGGACCGAUGUGCCAGCGUAGAUAUUGGUGAAGCUGGAGACAAGCCUCUGAAAUGGGGUCAAGAAACACUUUUUGUUAAUGCUUCGAUUAUGGAUGUGAGCUAUAAUCCUACCAACGCACCAUGGGUCGUAGACAUCGACCUGCCCAAGAAGCAAGACAACAAUUGA
Messenger RNA from Letharia columbiana, 942 nucleotides. RefSeq lists its product as uncharacterized. The record is from RefSeq and is a predicted model, not a curated record. The coding region runs from base 1 to 942 and encodes 313 amino acids. Lineage: Eukaryota; Fungi; Ascomycota; Lecanoromycetes; Lecanorales; Parmeliaceae. The transcript has 2 exons. Gene Ontology annotation, molecular function: hydrolase activity.